Setaria italica (foxtail millet) is the source of this 2886-nucleotide messenger RNA. RefSeq lists its product as uncharacterized. The coding region runs from base 398 to 1963 and encodes 521 amino acids. The record is from RefSeq and is a predicted model, not a curated record. The transcript is spliced from 17 exons. Lineage: Eukaryota; Viridiplantae; Streptophyta; Magnoliopsida; Poales; Poaceae. Gene Ontology annotation, molecular function: protein binding. Gene Ontology annotation, cellular component: intracellular membrane-bounded organelle. Gene Ontology annotation, biological process: autophagy.
CAGCACACAAUUUCCGCGUGCGCGAGACAUUUCCGCUCCUCCCUCCUCGACCCCAGUCUGCCGUGUCCCGUUUUGUUUCCCCUGCUGUCUUGUUGCCGUUACAAGCUUGUCAGGGUUUGGUUUUCCCUUGCAAGCCGGCGGCGCGCGGCAGGGGCGCGGCCUCCAUCCCCACGCCCACCCUUACGUUCCGGCUGCUCCGGCCCGCCCCCGGGCCGCCGCGGGAGGUGGUAACGCCGGGAGCUGGGCCGCCGUCGCUGGGCAACCAUCGCCCUCGCAAGCUCAGGUGCUCUCGCAGGCCACCGGCUACUGGAGCUCGCUCCAUUGCGUUUUUUUCGUGCACGGAGGUCGUCGUGGUUGUUGGUUUCUACUUGCAAGUGGGAUUUGUUAAAUUUCUGAAAUGACAGAAAGUUGGAUACAAAACUGGAAGCACACUUCAGCUCCUGAAUCAGUUUCUAGUUCAGUUUCUAGACAUGAAGCAUCAACAGCAAGAAGAUCAAGGCAAAGAAACAUUUUUGAUCUAUUAGCUCAGCGGGAGGUCUCACCUCGAACAAAACACCAAGCUAAAACUCAGUGGACCAAAACUCCAAGAUGUGAUACUGGUUCCACUGAAUUAGAAUUUUGGGUUACAGAUGCUCAGCACGAUCUCCUUUAUUGGGCAGAAUCACAGUCCUUGCACUGCUGGUGUGCCAAAUAUUGCCCUCUUGUGCCUGCUUCAAGGGCAACCAUUGCAGCUGCGUUCAGUCCAGAUGGAAGAGUCCUUGCAUCUACGCAUGGUGACCAUACCGUUAAAAUAAUCGACUACCAAACUGGGAAAUGUUUGAAAGUAUUGCAAGGGCAUCAGCGCACUCCAUGGGUGGUUAGAUUCCAUCCUCUGCAUUCUGAUAUUCUUGCUAGUGGAAGUUUGGAUUGUGAAGUUCGUCUCUGGGAUGCUAAAACAUCACACUGCACUACAGUACUUGGCUUCUAUAGGCCAAUUGCGUCAAUUGCAUUUCAUGCAACAGGGGAGCUUAUGGCCGUUGCAUCAGGUCACAAAUUGUUCAUAUGGGACUACAAUAGCAGAGCUUUGGACCCUCCAAUGAUACUAAGAACACGCCGUUCACUGAGAGCUGUGCAGUUUCACCCCCAUGCUGCUCCAUAUCUACUUACAGCAGAGGUUCACGACCGUGAUUCUGAAGAUUCAACAAUGACCCCUGCACUUCUGAAAAAUUAUGCUUUCAGAGACAUACCUCUCCUUGGCAGUUCUGGGGUAGAUAACUUGAUUAGUGAACUACCAUACACACAUAAUUUUGAGCAUGUUGGUGCUUCAUCAUCAGUUCCAGUCAAUGCUGAUAGUUUUGAUGGGUCAAUGACCUCUGUACCUGGGGUUGGGGGCUCCCUUCUUGGUACUCAUGCUGUCUCAUUUGGUGUUGGGUCAGAGCGAGCUACCUCUCUGCUUGAUAAUGGCACUGAAUUACCUUGUGCGGUGAAACUAAGAAUAUGGCGUCACAACAUCAAGGAUCCAUUUAUUGCAUUAGAGCCUGAGGCAUGCCUCUUGACAGUUCCUCAUGCCGUACUUUGCAGUGAAAUGGGUACCCAUUUUUCCCCCUGUGGACGAUUUUUGGUUGCUUGUGUUGCAUGUGUGCUGCCACAAAGAGACGGUGACCAUGGAAGUCAAUUGCAUGACAAUUAUGAUUCUACUGGGGCUGGAACAUCACCAACUCGUCACACACUUCCCUCUCGCCAAAUUGUAUAUGAGCUUCGGGUCUAUUCACUUGAGAAGGCAACGUUUGGGACAGUUCUUGCAUCUAGAGCAGUAAAGGCUGCUCACUGUUUAACUUCCGUCCAGUUUUCACCUACAUCAGAACACAUACUAUUGGCAUAUGGUCGGCAACAUAACUCACUGUUGAGGACCAUUUUAAUUGAUGGGGAGACGAGAAUUCCUUUGUACAGAGUCUUGGAGGUAUAUAUGGUUAACUUACUGUAGAACAUAUCUUGGUUGCUAAUUAAUAACUAAUGGCAGGAACAACAAUGCCUCCCAAGCAAGUUGGGGUGUAUAGAGUUUCAGACAUGGAGCUUGUAAGAGUUCUUCCUAGUGCUGGAGACGAAGUCAAUGUUGCAUGUUUUCAUCCUUCCCCUGGAGCAGGUCUUGUUUAUGGGACUAAGGAAGGGAAGCUUAGGUUUCUUCAACACAACAGUGCAAGCAUGGGCUUGAAUUCCUCUGCUGGGGACAAUAUUCAUGACUCAUGAGAUUUAGAGGCAUGUGCUGUAAAUUUAAUUCUGGGCAUAUUAACUGCACCUCUGCAUCACAUGCUUACGUUGCUGAACCUUCUCUUCAUAACUGCUUUCACAACGUCCUGGAAGAGGAACUCGCUUAUUAGGGAGACUCUCAUCUCUCCAAGAGGGCCUAACAGGAAAAAACAGAUUUCAGCCUCCAAGUACUCUGAUUAACGCGCAAUCCUUUGCACCUUUAGUUACAAUUAACAAGGAUGCAUAGACACUCUGCAAAACCUUGGUACUGGCGACGAGAGCUGCUAUGUGUAAGAAGCCCCAUCUGUAUGUGUAAACAACAUAGAAGAAAUUGCUCUCAUGCAGCAUGAGUUACUAAUGGAGUAAUGGUUGACAGUGUAUGGAUGCGAGUUAUAUACUGAUACCUGGCAUCCGGGAGAAGCAACGAACUGAUGUGAAAUCUUGCUAUGCAUGUUUUGCUUUAAUUGAUUCUAGCAGGCUUUUUUGAAAUCUUGCUGUGCAGGAGUAAUAGAGAUGGGAACAAAGGAAAAGAUAAAACUUGUACCUCAAGUUAAAUCAUUUCUAGAAGUUAUGUGGAACAUGCUAUUCCAAUUCCUUAUAUUAGGAUUUUUUUAGUUCCAAACGAUUCAUGGGGAAUUUUACUAUAGGGUUCAAUUCAUU